AAUGUUGAGUUGAACGGAAGUGCGCGAGAUUCAAACGCUGGAGUGUCAAAGUUAAAGAAAAACUGUUUCAUCAGCGAUUCGUUAAUUAAUUAAUUAACAAUCUGGAUUAAUUGAGUGUCGAUUGCUGUUGUUGUGGUGGUGACAGUAAUUGUAGUUGUUCUUAUUGUUGUUGUACAUCAAACGCAGUGACCAUUCCAUGACUUCAUGGAGAGUAAAAAGGAGAAAGUUGUGAAAACCUAUGGCAGACACAGGUCCCGUGUGAUUAGGACCGACGUCUGGGAAGAUAAUGUAAAGAAAACUAAACAGACUCUGUUUAGUGGUUCCAAUAGCCUCACUCCAGAUGAAGAUUUUGUAACAACCAGGAAAGCAAACUUGAAAAAAAGAAAGGCAAAGAAAUCAAAACCCGAACAUGAAAAAGAGAAUAGAUGCUACAAAGAGAAGAGAAGAAAUGAGGAGAAAUUAUUUUUUGAUAAAGAUUUUGUAUCCAGUUUCUCUGAUUCUUUCAAAGGAUCUUCUCCAAGAAAUAUCAAACAUUUACCAAAAUCAACCAAGAAAAUUGUUCCUCCAUCAACUCGUAAAAAAAGACUUCCCAACUGGACAAAGCUGAAGACAUGUUCCCCUGAUUUAUUCAAAGAAUCGAAUGAGAAAAGUGUUUCGAUGCACUUCAGUGAUUUUGACAACUAUGAAUUGUGCAUCUCUGAGUCACCAAUUGCAGCUAAUCCAUAUGCAGAAAAUUUCCCCAGAGUUACUCGUCUGACAACUAACAGUUCUGAUCAAUUGUCUGAGACAAAUGAUUCCAAUUAUUUCUUGAGAAAUAAACAACAUGAAGAAGCACGAGAUGAUGUGUUUGUUGGCACCCGAGCGAAAAAGACAAAAAUUACCACCAGUACUCCUUCAUAUUUACCUGUAGUCAGGCUGGAGCAUAGCGCUGAAAUUGAGGAGCAUCUUAAUAAUUUAAGAAACACUAGCAGAGAAAAUGGAUCAUUUCUAAAUAGUUACAGAGAUGAAAGCUUAGAGCGAAAUCUCGAAAAUGCUGCUAAUUCUAGCAGUAUGUUUUCAUCUUCAAUGAGAAGUGGACGCCAUCCUACUUCUUCUCCUCGACACAGCCAAAAAAAUAAUAAUUGCAAAGACAAUAGUAAUAGCAGCGGCAACUCUGCCGAGGCUUACUCUAGUGCCAAGAGUAGUCCUUUUGAUUGUGUUGUUCAGUUGAAAAAACUCGAUGCUGGAGUUGAACAAUUGUUAAGUGCAGAAAGCUACAUCAGCUGUGAGGAUUAUACUCCGAGUUUGUUUGAGAACAGUUUUACUGACAGGAAAUCUAGACGAGACAAACUCUUGAGAAAGAAGCAAUUGUCUUUGCUGUUGAGUUCUUGUGCUCAUUGCUCACUGGAUCAGCCAUGUGGAAACGAUUGUGCCUACAUGAAAUACAUAGUGAGUUCAAGGCCCAUCUUUGACCUCCUCACUGACGUUAGGGAUAAUAGUGACCCUUGUCUCAAUUCAGGUGAAUUUGAUUCCUCUGCAGAACGGAUUGAGGCUCAUAGCCUUGGGAGAAGAUCAAAGUGGCAGGACGGUGAUGAUGUGUUCCCUAAUGUAAGUAUUGAGCAUAUAAAUAGCCUUCUGGAGAUUGUGUCGUUGUCUAGUGAUGAGGCGGCGUCAGAAAAGGAUGACGUCAGCAUGGAGAACAGUGGAGAUUUGUCACUAAAUGACAUAAGAGAAGAAGAGGAGGAGGAAGAUGAAGAAGAAAUUUGUUCAGAACUUGGCUCAUCAGAUUCCUCAGCCUCUGCAAUACAUUCUGAGAACCAAAAGAAACAGCAUUUCCAAUCAAAUAUUGUACAGCGCAGUCCUUAUGAAACUCGUGGCAGUAAAAUAAACAGCAAACUGGAAAAUGGUUCCAGACAAACUGUGAUAAAAGCAGAUCUAUCUGAGGAGGACUACGAUGAUGACGAUGAUGACGAUGAUGAUGAUGAUGAUGAUGGUAAUAACAGUGAUGAUUCUGGCCAUGUCGCUGACACUGAACAUUCCAUUUCCCAUUUAUCCAACAGUCAGCUGACUCCAAGUAGGAAGAGCUUAUUGGUCAUCCUGUCACCCAUCAAGUGUCCACUUUCUCCAAAAUCCAAAAUAUUGAAGCAGUGCCAACAGGAUCGAUUUAUUUCAUUCACUGACUGCAUCGAACCAGAUGUUAUGCAGAAAUGUGUGAAGAUUGGUGAAGGUGUGUAUGGAGAAGUUUUCCGAACAACUAAACAUAAAAAGUCUGUGGCACUAAAAAUCAUUCCAAUUGAAGGUACCUUUAAUGUUAAUGAUUGUGCACAGAAAACCUUUGGGGAGAUGUUGCCAGAAAUUGUGAUCUCACAAGAACUCAGUGAAUUACAGUUUGGUGUUGAGGACCAGACAAGAAAUUUCAUCUCCGUGAACAAUGUAAGCUGUGUGAAAGGGAAAUACCCAGCGCAAUUACUGAAACAAUGGGAUAUAUUCCACAAGAAUAAACAAUCUGAUAACGACAGACCAGAUAUAUUCUCAGCUGAUCAACUGUUUGUGGUGUUUGAGUUUGGAGAUGGUGGUUCCACAUUGGAAGAUUUCAAGUUCAACAAUUUGCGACAAGCCAAGAAUAUUCUCCUGCAAGUCAUCUACAGUCUUGCUGUUGCUGAGUCGGCUCUCGAAUUUGAACACCGUGACCUUCACUGGGGUAACGUAUUAGUGCACCCGUGCCCAGAUGACGUUGUUGAUUUCUCUAUAAAAGGGAUCAAAAUGUCUUUACCCUUGAUGGGUAUGGAGGCAAGCAUCAUUGAUUUUACCUUGUCACGACUCAGUAAAGAUGGUUGUACCGUAUUCUGUGAUUUAGCUCCAGAUGAAGAUCUGUUCCAAGGAAGUGGAGAUUACCAAUUUCAUGUCUAUCGAAUGAUGAAGACUCAGACAGAGAACCAGUGGGAUCGCUUUUGUCCACGCAACAAUGUCUUUUGGAUCCAUUAUCUUGCAGACAAGCUUCUGAAUUGUAAAAAAUAUGAACAAUGCACACGGAAAGAUCGAGAGAUUCUCCGAGGCUUACGACAAUUUGUAAAUGAAGCUACAGAAUAUAACUCUGCUGUGGAUUUAGUUUUUUCUUGUGAUUUUAUCCAAAUAACAGACGAGUGAAAACCAAAACUGGCUUCAGAAGGAUUUCAGGAUGUUUUUUUUUUUUUUGUUGAAUAAUUGUAGAUUUAAUUUAUUUAUGACAUUUGAAUGAACAAAUUGUGAGAGAGGAAGAAGGAAAUAAAUUGUGUGUGAGUGAAAGUGAACAAGAGAAAUAUACUGUGGUGAGAGAGAGAGAGAGAGAGAGAGAGGGGGGGGCAUCAGUGUCAUUCCAAUUCUAGUAAAAUCUGUAUUUUGUAAAUAAAAUGAUGAAUGUA
Molecule: messenger RNA, 3380 nt
Organism: Octopus bimaculoides (California two-spot octopus)
Lineage: Eukaryota; Metazoa; Mollusca; Cephalopoda; Octopoda; Octopodidae
Biological process (GO): intracellular signal transduction; protein phosphorylation; mitotic cell cycle
Cellular component (GO): nucleus; cytoplasm
Molecular function (GO): histone H3T3 kinase activity; ATP binding
Source: RefSeq, a predicted model, not a curated record